AUAUAUUUCAACCCUUACAGCUCCGAAGAGUCUCGGAACUCGGCAAAAGGAUCAGCAAACUGAAGCUGACAAGGAAACUGAUGUUGGUGCUGGUUGGAAACCACUAACUUAAAGUCUGGGGAACGAUUGUAAAAGCAUCAACUCAAGAUCACGGCAAUCAUAUUGAACAGACUGGUGGACGCCUUUAAUCUUUGUCUACCAAGCUGACAACAAUACGCAGAUGGACAACAGAACUGGCCCAGAAGACAAACCUGUGCAGCGCUCCAAGUCCUUCAGCUUUAAGACGCACAGGGAGGUGUGUUCAUCUUGUCAGAAGACGGUGUACCCCAUGGAGAGGCUGGUAGCAGAUAAACUGAUUUUCCACACAACCUGCUUCUGCUGCAAACACUGUAACACCAAACUCAGCCUGGGCUCCUUUGCCGCCCUGCAGGGCGAGUUCUACUGCAAGCCGCACUUCCAGCAGCUGUUCAAGAGCAAAGGCAACUACGACGAGGGCUUCGGCCGCCGGCAGCACAAGGAGCUGUGGGCCAACAAGGAGUCGGAGAACAUCACCAAGAGCCCAUGAGCUGGCUCUCCCGCCCGGCUCUGGAGCACGCUAACGCGGCACGCUCGCUCCCCGCACAUUCCAGCACAUUCCGGCACGCAAGCGCGCAACCCGCCAGAGGACGACUCGACAGUCUCCAUUUUAGCUUUUUAGAUAGGGGGGUUUAUUUUCUCUUUCUUUUUAAUUAAUUUUAGUUUUUUGACAAAAUAGGGUUUUGGUAUUGUUUUUAAAACUUUUUUUGGUCUUAAUUUUCAUAUGUCACUAAAUGGUUUUAAACUGUGUUAUGUGCACUCCCGUGUACCAGGCCAGAGUUUAGUUUCACUGGGCCUUGGAUUGUGUGUAAGUAUUUGUACUGCCACAGCGUAUAAACUGUUGACUAGGCAGAUGUCCCCUGUUUGAGUUUGGACCCUGUCGGAGAUUACUGUGGUAGAACUGGUUUGUUGAGCAUACACUGAGGUUUUUAAUUACGGUUUUAAAUUUGUCUGACCGUUCUUUAUGCUUCAAUGUAUUUGUGUGGGUUUUCCAAUAAGAAAAACUGUAAAUGCUGGGAAAGUGGGUGGGGUCUGACAGGGUAUACCUAUAAGCAUAGGUGGAAAAUCCGGGUUCAGAAAGUAGAAGUCACCACUCAAAUUUGUUCCAAUGAUGUGGAUUUGCUAGUUGGCACUAUUCUUCAGCUAGGAGGUGGAACGAAUUGCCAUUCAUAGGUGGAAGAAACACACGGCAGUACUUACUUUCUGACCCCAGGUCUUUCCAUCUUUGCCUAUACGAGUGAGUACAGGGUACGCAAAGCAUAUCUCACACCCGGUUCUGUCCUGCUUCGCCACAGGGGUUGUGUCUGUGGCAGGGGGAGCCAGCCGGGGAGUGCUAAAGACCAAACUGGGAACGGCUUUGAUUGUGGAGAGUGAAUUGUAUCCGUGUAAUCGUUGUUUUGGGAUAUGCUCUCAACAUCUGUGUUGAGCUGUCACAUUUCAAGGGUUCUCCUUGAAGCUGUCUUUUGAUGUUUGGUGUCUCUUUAUUGCUACCUUCAGUUUGUGUUGGUGGGGUUGGUUUAUGUCAGUCUAUAGCUUACCCAUUGAACUGCAUGCUGGGUAGAUCACUGGGGAUGUGUCAUCUUAUUUUGCACAAUAGAAGCUUCUGGAAAAAGUAGGGUUCUGUAUAGUCAUUUAUACUUGAUGGGCAUACACUGUGUCCUGCUGUGCUGAGUAGUGCUAUCAAGGAAGGCAAGUAGCAAGCACGCUAAACUUGUGUCAUGUAAAUAUCCUUCCCCUGGCAUAGCAUUUUUCCUGGGUGGCUUUGUUGGCUGUUGUAUGAAUCAUUCUGUUUUGGCAUGACACGAAUGCGCACAAAGGGUUAUUAGCCAGGUGACUGUAGAGUUAGUCAGGAGUUUGAUACAUAGUUACAAUGACGCAAAGACUGUUUUAUCAAUGUGGAAAGGCUCACUGCCUUCCUCUGCCGUAUAAUCCGAUGAAAGAGUCAGCCGAUUAAAUCAACGGCUGAACUCACUGGGCUAGGUUCAGCCAUGCAGGAACAGCCUUCGGCUGGAAAUGGUGCACCCUCGGCGAAGCGGCCUCACCAGGGUUAAAGGGAAGGCUGGAUUCCUUUCACUGUACCUCAGGAGAUUACAAGGCUCUGCUCAGGAAUCGGGCCGUAUGUGUGCUGGUGGCAGGUCUUCAGGUCUAGGGCCCCUCGCAGAGGCCUGGCUCCGUAGUCUGCGUGGUAAGGCCACAGAGUGGCGCACGGUCCUCAUUUUCAGAACGGGAGGGACAAGUGCCGACCACCGAGGCCACUGGCCGACCAAUACCCCACUGCAGUAUUUCUUACAGAGAAGAAAAUGGUUUCCCCUGCUGCCAUGGCGAUGAAUUUGAAUGCUGAGGAAACCGACUGUUGGGAGCUGUCGAGCCGGCUGUGGGGCUGCGCUGUGUACUGCAGACAUCCUGGGCGUGUUUUGAAGGCUUUUGACAGGGUGGGGAUGUUCACACCGCUAAAACAAGUCUGCCUGUAACGAGACUUAAUCUUUUUUUUUUUUUUUUUCUCAAGUAGAAAAUGUUAGCUUGUUUAAGUUCCUUUCUGCUUGACAAGCAAAAUUCGUACCCCGUUGGCAACUCUUGCAAUGAGAAACUCAUCUCAUUGCCUAUCUUUUUGUCUUAUUUUGCAUAAAAGUAAUAGAAAUGUGAAUUUAAGUGUAAAUAAGACUAAAAUAUUUGUCAAGAUUGACUUCGUUUUUGAUUUUGGCAGUGGCAAGUCUGCGACCGCGGCAAAGGUGGGAAGCGAUGGCCCGGUCCACAGACCUGCUUGUACACAGCGCAGCUCUUCUCCUCUCUCUGGACAGCACCUCCAUUUUAAUCGCUCACAACCACGCUGCUGCAAGCCAGGCGCGACUCUCUCUCGUCCAGCAGCGCCUUUUCUGUUACUAUGACAAGUUUGGCAGUGACCACUACAGUUUUAGACGAUAUACUGUAUUUACAAUUUGAAUUGAACACUGUUUAGAAGCAUGAACCCUCCCUUAUGUCAAACAAAUAUUACUAGCCAUUGUGUUUGCAGCUGUAUUCCAUUGGACCGUAGUCUCUAAGAUUCCCCUAACAUAAGGGCUACAGACAUUUACUGUAUACAAUGUGUUUAUGCAAGUUUAAUUUGGAAGGAGAUAAAGGCAAGUGAGUUGAAAUAUUUGCUGGGAAAUGACCGUGUAUGGUUUUAUGCCUGAGCUGAGAGGUUGAGUGGGGAGCUCCACUUUUUGCUGGAGGGAGCGGCUUGGCUCACUUAAAUGUGACUGAAAUGUUUUAGUUUCUGAUCGGCUGAGACUGUACAGACACUGUACAGACCUUGUACAACAGCUUCAUGUCCAUUAGUGGCUUUUGGCUGAAGAUACAACUCAUGCAUACUGACUGUUUGUCCAUAAAAUUAGUUUGUUCAGUUUGUCUCAUAGCCAUGUUUUGAUAUAUUUUUUUAGAUAUUAAUUUAUUAUAUUUAAAUUUCAUGCCCAAGCCAACAAAAACAAUAAUACCCUCCGUAACUAUAUGGUUAAAACGAUAUCUGUUGUCGGAAAAUACUGUGAAGCGCCUGUGGAUAUAAGAUAUGACGUAUUUAAGCCUUAGAAGAAGCUUGCACUAUGGAAGGAAUGUUUCCAAUCCGUGUGGCUAAAAAAAGUGAUUAAUGACAUGCUGGCAGAUUGUUAUUUUCAGCCUGUUUUUAAGAAGGGCAUGUACCAAACCUAUUCCCGCACAAGAACUGCAUGAAAAGUUAAUUUCACAUCUCGCAGAGUAGCAUUCUGAGCCAGUCCGACUCUAAAGGCCAGUUUAUAAUCCAGCGAGUGUCGCUCGAGUAAAAAUCGCGACACUGAACAAAAAAAGUGUUCAUGGACGUUCUAUUUGCCCAACAUAGACUGUGGUAGUUCUCCUUAGCAAAGAGUGUAAAUGCACUCGAGUCGCCCGCAGUAUAAACCAAAUGUGGCUGCGACCAGCGGCAUCCAUUGCAUGUUGUCAGUGGCAGUGACGCUCUGUCCCUCUAUAAACUGGCCUUAACAGGGUGUCUUCUGGCUACACAGGGUAACAGGAAUGUGUUCAGGUUGCUAUUAUUUUUUAGAAUUAUUGCAUGGUUCAGACUGUUCACACCUGUGUGUUAAAACUAAACGCUUGCACUGAGUGUGGCUUAUGUGCCUUCAGGCUACACUAGGCACAAACGUCAGUUCAGUUCUCCAGUUCCGCGGCAUAAAUGAAAGACUAUAUGCAUUCGUUCCUCUGUUCUCUGCCACAGGGCAUUGCAUGGAUCCUCUCAGCGUUCGUACGUUUUUUUUAAACGGUAUGCAUGCUUUCUCCGAGGCACCUACUGUAUAAUAAUACAUGUAAUAAACGUGUGAGUUAAUGGCAGUAUCUUGUUUACGUGGAGGUACACUUUUUUAUAAUGCCAACCUCAGAGGCAAAAGAUAGUCAGAGUGUUUGUGUUUACCAUAGAGUUUGCCUGUGAUAUGAUGUGGCCUUACAACACAGGCUUUGGCUUGGUUUUGCUUUCCUCACUUUUUGUACUUCUGUUAUUUUUACCCUCAAGCUGCAUUGUGGAGAGAAAUGAUUAAAAGUCCCAAUGGGUUUAAUUUUUGCUUAA
Conger conger (European conger) is the source of this 4639-nucleotide messenger RNA. RefSeq names its product LIM domain-containing protein 2-like. The transcript has 4 exons. The record is from RefSeq and is a predicted model, not a curated record. NCBI's taxonomy places the organism in Eukaryota, Metazoa, Chordata, Actinopteri, Anguilliformes, Congridae. Gene Ontology annotation, cellular component: plasma membrane; actin cytoskeleton. Gene Ontology annotation, molecular function: actin filament binding. Gene Ontology annotation, biological process: actin filament bundle assembly. The coding region runs from base 221 to 565 and encodes 114 amino acids.